AUGGUUCGGGAGUGCGCGGCGGAUCAACCACCAGCGGGCGGCCAGCAAGGGGGAGCUGGUGGGGGAGGAGCUGAGCACGAGGCUCCUGGUGCUGUGGGCAUUGGCGGAGGAGCUGUUGCACCGACCAUCGACAUGGGAUUGAUCGGGACGAGCUACAGUCAAUCCAGGUUUGGAUUUGAACAUAUCUCUGUGAUGCCGCUGCUGGAGGGAAGGCACGACCUCACCACAUGGGUCAGCACCAUCCGGCCUCAGCUCUA
Closterium sp. Naga37s-1 is the source of this 257-nucleotide messenger RNA. Lineage: Eukaryota; Viridiplantae; Streptophyta; Zygnematophyceae; Desmidiales; Closteriaceae. The record is from the annotation of a GenBank genome assembly.